UUCAACUACAAAAUAGAGGUGCCUCGCCAACUGACAAUGUAUCGCGCUACGGUAAGAGAUAGACGAGAUGCUUGGUGCAAAGCAAAUCAUCACAUCGACCUUGCUGGCUGGUGUAGUCGCUGCUCAGGAUGCGAUCACUGCUAAUGGAGGUAACUUCACACUCACCGGCGAUGAUGUCUCCUAUCUGUUCCAUGUCAACACCGAAAACGGCGAUUUGAUUUCGGACCACUUUGGGGCACCAGUAACAGAUUUUGUUCCCCCAGCCUACAUCCUCCCUUGGGGCUGGCACGACAAUAAAGCCAACGAUCGACGCGAGUUUCCCGAUGUUGGAAGAAGCGAUAUCCGCCUGCCCGCGAUCCAUAUCGAGCACUCUGAUGGAGACACAGUGUCAGCUUUCCUCUACCAGUCCCACGAGAUCGUCCCUGGCAAGCCGUCUAUUCCUGGAUUCCCAGCAACAUACGGCAAUGACUCCGAUGUGACGACGCUUCAAGUUCAGCUCUACGAUAACGUUUCUGAUGUCGGGGCUGUGCUUUCGUACAGCAUCUUUCCGAAGUACAAUGCUGUUGCCAGGAGCUUCAAGAUCACGAACAACGGAACUGGUGACCUUGUCAUUGAGAGAGCUGCAAGCUUCUCCUUCGACUUCCCCAACCUAGACUUCGAGGUUAUCGAACCCCAUGGUGACUGGUACCACGAGAUGAAUACUGUCCGGCGCAAGGUAGACUUUGGCGAGACCAGCUUCCGUUCCACCGAGGGCUACGCUGGCCACACACAUAAUCCGUUCUACAUACUUACAUCGCCUCAAACUACUGAGAACGGCGGUGAAGCUUGGGGCUUCAAUCUAGUCUGCAUUCGAGUUGCCCCUGGCGGCAGCUUCCAGGCCCCGGAAGCCGUUGCUGUCUACAGCUCUUCUGGCAUCGGUGGGGUCUCGCGCUCGUACCACGACUUGUACAGGAACCACUUGUCUCGGCAUAAAGCGACUCAUGAGACUCGCCCAAUCCUGCUCAACAGCUGGGAAGGGUUAGGCUUCAACAUUAACGAUACAGCUGUCGUCAAUCUCGCUGGCGAAUCAGCUGAUCUUGGUAUCGAACUCCUGGUCCAGGACGAUGGUUGGUUUGGUGUCGAAUAUCCGCGCAACAACGACAGCCUUGGGUUGGGUGACUGGACACCCAACCCGGCCAAGUUUCCCGACGGCCUGAAGCCCUACAUUGAUCAGAUUGUCAGAAUCGAUGUCCUGAAUGCAAGCACCAACGACAGUACUAGCACAGCAUUGAAGUUUGGAAUCUGGGUGGAACCUGAGAUGACCAACCUCAAUUCCACAUUGUACAACGAGCAUCCUGACUGGAUUCUGCAUGCAGGCAAGCACGAAAGAACGCUGACGCGAAACCAACUUGUUUUGAAUGUUGGACUACCUGAAGUUCAAGACUUCAUUAUAGAUACUGUCUCCAGAAUUGCCGAUUCGGCACCUAUUUCCUACUUCAAGUGGGACAACAAUCGAGGAAUGCAUGAGCUUGCCCGUCCAUCUGAUUCGUACCAGUAUAUUCUCGGUCUAUAUCGCGUGGUGGACACAUUGACCACGAAGUAUCCUGAUAUCCUAUGGGAAGGGUGUGCAAGCGGUGGAGGCCGCUUCGACGCUGGUCUUCUGCACUAUUGGCCUCAGCAUUGGACUUCCGACAACACUGAUGCUGCUGACAGACUUCAAAUUCAGCUGGGAACUAGCCUUGUCUACCCUCCUUCAGCAAUGGGGUGUCACAUCUCUAAGUCACCCAAUGGCGUAACUGGACGAGAUACCAGCUUUACUUAUCGUGGGCAUGUAGCGAUGAUGUGCGGGAGCUUCGGACUUGAGCUGAACCCUCACGAGCUCACCGAAGACGAAGUCGCCGAGCUCCCUACGGUUAUGGCAGAAGCUCACAGAGUCAACCCCAUCGUUAUCUCGGGAGACUUCUAUCGCCUCGCUGGCCCACAAGACAGCAACUGGCCAGCCGUCCAGUUCGUCAGUGCCGAUGGCAGUGAAGCCGUUGUUUUCGCCUUCCAGCAGCAGUAUACCACUAAGCCCGCCCCACCACCUCUAAGACUGCAAGGCCUGGAUCCGAAGGCGAGGUACUUCAACAACUUGGACAAUGGGACAUACAGCGGUGCUACGUAUGCUAAUGCAGGUAUUAACGCCGGAUGGGAUCGUGGUAUUUACCAGAGCAAGCUGAUCUGGUUGGAGAAGCAGUAGGAUUUUGUGCUAGACUUCCCUAAG
Messenger RNA from Macroventuria anomochaeta, 2242 nucleotides. RefSeq names its product glycoside hydrolase family 36 protein. Gene Ontology annotation, molecular function: alpha-galactosidase activity. The transcript is spliced from 7 exons. The record is from RefSeq and is a predicted model, not a curated record. Bases 68 to 2218 code for a protein of 716 amino acids. Gene Ontology annotation, biological process: carbohydrate catabolic process. NCBI's taxonomy places the organism in Eukaryota, Fungi, Ascomycota, Dothideomycetes, Pleosporales, Didymellaceae.